Messenger RNA from Acanthosepion pharaonis, 720 nucleotides. The record is from the annotation of a GenBank genome assembly. Lineage: Eukaryota; Metazoa; Mollusca; Cephalopoda; Sepiida; Sepiidae.
AUGGAACGAAAGCAUAAUGCGAGGAAAAGCAUGUUCACUCACUCAUUUCCACUUGCACAUUACGAGAUGCAUAAGAAUGCACAGCGGCAUAUUUACAAAGUUGUGUCUCUACAGUUUGUCAGGCUCCGUAAAAUCUAUCUAUCUAUCUAUCUAUCUAUCUAUCUAUCUAUCUAUCUAUUUGUCGUUGUUGUUGCAGAUGAUGAUGAUGAUGAUGAUGAUGAUGAGGGUGGCGGUAGGGGUGGGUGUGGGUGUGUCCGUUGUGGAUAUUGCAGUGAUGUUGGUGGUGAUGAUGAUGGUGGUGGUGGUGAUGAUGAUGAUGAUGACGAUGAUGAUGGCAGUGACGGCAAUGAUAAUGCCGUUACCACUAAGGACGAAUCAACUAAGACAAUAUCUCUCUGCAACAAGCAAAAAGGAACACGUCUCUCGCUAGUUCAUUCACUGUCAUCCCCCCAUAGAGUCCUCUCUCUCUCUCACACACACGCACUCACUCUCUUUCACUUUCUCUCCUUCUCUAUUCUUUCUUUCUUUCUUUCCCUUCUUUCUUUCUACCUCUGUAUCUAUAACUUUCUUCCAUCAUAUCUAUCUAUCUAUCUAUCUAUCUAUCUAUCUAUCUAUCUAUCUAUCUAUCUAUCUAUCACAUUUACUCUUGCACAUACUCCUCUCCAUCAACCAACCAACUUUUCGAUACUAUCGGCUAUUUAUUGCCCGAAAAACUGUUGA